AAGUUUUAUUAGGAAAAUAGAAGCAGCAUAUGAAAUAUCAAGGAGUGAGAGAAGAAGCACUUUCUUUUAUCUAUUUAUAGGACACUAAAUUAGUCCAUUGCUUCCUCCACAUCACUAGCGAAGUCUAUAACAAUGGCUUCUGAGAAGGUUGAGACCGUUAUAGCUGGAAACUACUUAGAAAUGGAGAGGGAAGAAGGCGAUUCCAAGUCAGCUAAAGGCAAAUUAUCAAAGCUGUUUUGGCAUGGAGGCUCAGUCUAUGAUGCCUGGUUUAGCUGUGCUUCUAACCAGGUUGCACAAGUGCUUCUCACACUGCCUUACUCAUUUUCACAACUGGGGAUGCUAUCUGGAAUCCUUUUUCAGCUUUUUUAUGGGUUGAUGGGAAGCUGGACUGCAUAUCUUAUUAGUGUUCUUUAUGUUGAGUACAGAACUAGAAAGGAGAGAGAAAAGGUUGAUUUCAGGAAUCAUGUUAUUCAGUGGUUUGAAGUUCUUGAUGGGCUGUUGGGGAAACACUGGAGGAAUGUAGGCCUCUUUUUCAACUGCACCUUUCUUCUAUUUGGAUCUGUAAUUCAACUAAUUGCAUGUGCAAGCAACAUAUACUACAUAAACGACAAUCUUGACAAGAGAACUUGGACUUAUAUCUUUGGAGCAUGUUGUGCAACAACUGUCUUCAUCCCAUCAUUCCAUAAUUACAGAAUUUGGUCAUUCUUGGGACUUAUGAUGACUACUUACACUGCAUGGUAUCUCACCAUUGCAUCCCUACUCCAUGGUCAGGUUGAGGGAGUGAAACACUCAGGACCAGCUAAAAUAGUUCUCUACUUCACUGGGGCCACCAACAUUCUCUACACCUUUGGCGGACAUGCUGUCACAGUCGAGAUUAUGCAUGCAAUGUGGAAGCCACAGAAGUUCAAGUUAAUAUACUUGAUAGCAACACUCUAUGUGCUAACCCUAACUUUACCAUCAGCUUCAGCUGUAUAUUGGGCUUUUGGGGAUAUGCUCCUUACCCAUUCCAAUGCUCUCUCUUUGCUUCCUAAGACUGGAUUUAGGGACGCUGCUGUCGUCCUUAUGCUUAUUCACCAGUUCAUAACAUUUGGAUUUGCUUGCACUCCUCUCUACUUUGUGUGGGAGAAAUUCAUUAGGGUGCAUGACACCAAGAGCUUGUUCAAGAGAGCUAUAGCUAGACUCCCAGUCGUAAUCCCAAUAUGGUUCCUUGCCAUCAUAUUCCCUUUCUUUGGGCCCAUCAACUCAACUGUUGGGUCUCUUCUGGUCAGCUUCACCGUUUACAUAAUUCCUGCCCUAGCACACAUGGUGACCUUUGCAUCUGCAUCAGCUCGAGAGAAUGCAGUAGAGAGACCACCAUCAUUCUUAGGAGGUUGGGCAGGAUCAUAUACUAUGAACAUCUUUGUAGUGGUAUGGGUAUUUGUGGUUGGAUUUGGAUUUGGAGGAUGGGCAAGCAUGCUCAAUUUCAUAAGACAAGUUGAUACAUUUGGUCUAUUCACUAAGUGCUAUCAGUGCCCCCCACACAAGGCUUGAGUAGAUUCCCUACUUUUAAGAAGGAUUUACAAAUUAAAUCACAUAUGUGUGUAAAGAGAUUGGCAUUGAAAACUUUUUCUUCUUUUUCAUCUUCCUUUUUGCCCAUCUUUUCUCUCAUUGUAAAAGUUGUUGUUGAUGGUUUUCAGAAAAGGUGUGAUGGCCAUCAUGGCCACCCCUAUACAGACCUACAAUUGUAACGUGUGAUGAUUAAUCUUUCCUAUUUUAUUUUUUUCCUUCAGAAAUGCAACUUCCUUGGUUUUUUUUUU
This is a messenger RNA of Quercus robur (English oak), 1796 nucleotides long. Its product is annotated as auxin transporter-like protein 3. The transcript is spliced from 8 exons. The coding region runs from base 133 to 1530 and encodes 465 amino acids. Gene Ontology annotation, cellular component: plasma membrane. The record is from RefSeq and is a predicted model, not a curated record. NCBI's taxonomy places the organism in Eukaryota, Viridiplantae, Streptophyta, Magnoliopsida, Fagales, Fagaceae.